Messenger RNA from Brenthis ino (lesser marbled fritillary), 1581 nucleotides. NCBI's taxonomy places the organism in Eukaryota, Metazoa, Arthropoda, Insecta, Lepidoptera, Nymphalidae. The record is from the annotation of a GenBank genome assembly.
AUGCUUAUGCCAUUUCAAAUAGUUCCUUGGUAUAAUAUUGAAGAGUGGUAUGAGGUUUAUAAUGUACUGUAUGGGCCAAACAGUUCACUAGCAACUAAACAAAAAGGUCUGGACCAUCUUUUGAUUUGGAAAGCUAGAUGUCCGACUUUACCUUCCGCUAUUGAAUCGACUCUCACAUUACUAGAAGUACAUUUACAAGAUGAAAAUAAAUGUAAUCAAAAAUGCAGUGAUUACAUAAUGCGCUUAGCAUAUUCCUCUAGUCUAAUGCGCUUUGUAAAUCAUAUGGUUGACUCUGAAACUUCGAAAGGCCUCAAUUUUUUUCGUGCUGCUAAGAAUAUUGGAAUACCAGAUUGGAUCAUAGAACUACGUCAUGAUACAGCUCAUAGUGAAAAACUCCCAGCUAUUGAACAAUUAAGAGAUGCAUGUUUAAUUAGCUUAGAAUGGCUACAAAAAAAUUAUUGGGAUAAACAUAAACAAUGUAUAGAGAACUUUACUAUAGAAAAAAUACAAGAUGGGGAAUUGGAAAACAAAAUAGAAGCAAUUAUAAAUUUUUGUCUUUCGCUAAGUAUUUGUUCCCAUGCUCGUUGUAAAAUAAACAAAAUUACUGAUAUUAAAGAUAUAACAAUGAGAGACUCUUUAGUAAAUGAUUCAAAAGAUUUAUUGGGAAACUGUGUCGAUUUCAGUAAUCUAGAAUCAGUAACUCUACAAACACUUAUUGAUGCAAUGAAUAUUAAGGCUAAAAGAUUGUUCAACACUGAGAUAGUUUCCCAAUGUGUGAAUAAAGUAUUAAUAUAUGAAGAUUCACCAUUUUUAUCUUUAGAAGUACAUCAUUUAUUCGACUAUUACAACUUUGAAUUUACUAAAUCUUUAAGUAAACAAUAUGUACAAUGUUUUGAAAGAUUAUUGGAAUUUCUUCAUACAAAUGAACUACUUCAAGAUUUCGUUUUGGAAUUAAUUAAAUUUACUCAAGAUGAAAAAAAUUGUAAUAGAAAAAGAAAGCUUGCAGCAAGAUGGGUAUCAACAAUUUUGCAAGCUUGGCGAAGAAAUCAACAAUUUAUGGAAAGACUAAAAAAGACAGAAACUAAGGAUGUUAUAUUAAAAAAUAAAAACAAAAUUAAAUCUUUAUACUUUCAUUGGUAUCCAAAUGAAAAAGAAAAUUCAUUAUUUUUGGAUUUACGUAAGACUGUACCUAAAGACAUGACAAACAUUACCUUUAUUCAACCAAUAAUAUCAGCAUAUAAUAGCAAUCUAACAUACUUCAUCAAGGAUCUACUACACUUAGUGAGACCACGUUUACCUGGAAUAGUUAUAGAGAAAAUAUGUAAUCUUGCAAAGGUUGUGGCAUGUCCAGAAAAAUUUCCAGUUACUUCAUCAAGGAUAUACACAGUUGAUGAUCUGAAGUCUAUAGAUCCCAUUUCAUCCUCUGACAGUGAUACUAUAGAUGCUAGUAAGAAUAAUGCCAAUGAAGAAUGUAAAGAAAGAUUUGGAAUUUGGCAAGUUGCUUCAAAUAACUUUGAUUGGUCUUUAUGCCCUCUAGGACAACUACCAUGGCAACUGCCACAUACAGAGCCCAUGGAAACU